Molecule: messenger RNA, 1727 nt
Organism: Periophthalmus magnuspinnatus
Lineage: Eukaryota; Metazoa; Chordata; Actinopteri; Gobiiformes; Gobiidae
Product: glycerol-3-phosphate dehydrogenase [NAD(+)], cytoplasmic-like
Exons: 8
Coding region: 127-1179 (350 amino acids)
Biological process (GO): glycerol-3-phosphate catabolic process; carbohydrate metabolic process
Cellular component (GO): cytosol; glycerol-3-phosphate dehydrogenase (FAD) complex
Molecular function (GO): NAD binding; glycerol-3-phosphate dehydrogenase [NAD(P)+] activity; protein homodimerization activity
Source: RefSeq, a predicted model, not a curated record
CACGAGCCCCCUGGAGCUGGAGGAGGGAGGGACUGUCCGCGCUGCUCUGGCCGGUAUAAAUAGCCUCAAUCCCGGGUGCGAGUUUGUCUCCUCACCGGCGACUUCUGAGCGAGUUCGAGCGCAACCAUGGCCCCCAAGAAAGUCUGUGUGGUUGGUUCGGGAAACUGGGGCUCUGCAAUUGCCAAAAUAGUUGGGGCCAAUGCUGCCAAAUACGACACAUUUGACACCACAGUGAACAUGUGGGUCUUUGAGGAGACCAUAAAUGGGCGCAAACUCACAGAAAUCAUCAACACCGACCAUGAAAAUGUCAAGUAUCUGCCUGGACACAAACUACCCCCCAAUGUGUUGGCAGUCCCAGAUCUGGCAGAGUCGGUGAAAGGAGUGGACAUCCUCAUAUUUGUGGUGCCUCAUCAGUUCAUCGUCAGAGUCUGCGAUACCAUCAAAGAUCACAUCAAGAAGGACGCAGUGGGCAUGUCUCUUAUUAAGGGCGUGGAUGCGAGUCCCGAGGGCCUGAAGCUGAUCUCUGAAGUAAUUAGUUCUAAACUGGGCAUCACUAUGACAGUUCUGAUGGGAGCAAACAUCGCCAACGAGGUCGCAGACGAGAAGUUUUGUGAGACUACCAUCGGGUGCAAAGACAAAUCUCUGGGGCCUAUUUUGAAGGAGUUGAUGCAGACGACGAACUUCCGUGUCACAGUGGUGGAGGAGAGCGAUGUGGUGGAGAUCUGUGGAGCACUAAAGAACAUAGUGGCGGUGGGAGCAGGUUUUUGCGAUGGUCUUGGGUUUGGAGACAACACAAAGGCCGCAGUAAUUCGUCUGGGUCUGAUGGAGAUGAUCGCGUUUGCUAAAGUCUUCUGCACAAACUGCCCCGUGUCUCCGGCGACUUUCCUGGAGAGCUGCGGCAUCGCCGACCUCAUCACCACCUGCUAUGGAGGGAGAAACCGCAAGAUCGGAGAGGCCUUCGCCAAAACAGGCAAAUCAAUUGAAGAGUUAGAAAAGGAGCUGCUGAAUGGACAGAAACUCCAAGGUCCUGCCACGGCCGCAGAGGUCAACCAGGUCCUCACACAGAAAAAAAUGGUGCAAAAGUUCCCUCUCUUCACAGCAGUCCACCAGAUCUGCUUCAAUGGCCAUCCAGUCACAGAGUUCAUCAACUGUUUGCAAAACCAUCCCGAGCAUAUGUAGCCUCAGCCACGCCCUCUUCCGACUGACAACAAAUGACUACCACUACUGUAACAGACAUCUUAACAACACACUCAAACUAAUUUACUUUACCUCUGUAGUUGUAUAAUAUAUUUGUUCAUUAUAAUUUAAUAACUUAUUGUAUGUUUCAGUCUAACACAAAAGUGCCUUAAAGGUGCACUAUGUAACUUUUCUGAUGGAGGAUCCGCCUCCUGCUUGUCAGCAUGGAGAUUAUUUUGCAGUGAAUGUUUCACAGAAUGGGAUUACACAUGUCUAUCUUGCAUGUCUUCAAUUACAGGUUUGUAUUGUCAAGUAAUAACCUGAAAAAACAUGCAUUAUUACUGGGACAGGCUCGACUCUCCACAGAUCUGUCCUGUCUCCAUGGACAUUAGAUAAAUAAAUGUCAUACCAUACUGAGGAACAUUCCAGACAAAGAUCCCCAUGGAGACAAGCAGGUGGCGGACCCUCCAGUAGUGUACCUUUAACUUAAUUGUGAUACAGAUAGUAUAUUUUUAAAUAAACAUAUUUCUUCUGUUUCUUGUUUUUAGUAA